This is a messenger RNA of Ostrea edulis (European flat oyster), 817 nucleotides long. RefSeq names its product complement C1q tumor necrosis factor-related protein 3-like. The transcript is spliced from 2 exons. Lineage: Eukaryota; Metazoa; Mollusca; Bivalvia; Ostreida; Ostreidae. Gene Ontology annotation, molecular function: protein binding. The record is from RefSeq and is a predicted model, not a curated record. Bases 187 to 792 code for a protein of 201 amino acids.
GUUUCAUUUUAAUUGGUAUAUCAGCAUCCAUAAAUUCUUAAUCGCCACACUUGAUAUAUCAAAUAUACAUCGAAAUCAAACAAACAAACACUGACUCUGCUGAUUCACACUCGUAAGCUAAGGUAUGUUUUGAUGACUUAUUCAAUGUCAAAAAGAGUACUUGAUUAGCAUAUCCCGCUAUUGUAAAUGAUUCUCUACGUUGAUUGCAGCACUACAAGAAUGAAUCCAAAGGGACUGCUGAUGAUUCCACUGCUCCUGUGUGUCGUGAUAUUUACGGACGCUGACUCCCGGAAACCGAAGGUCUUUCUCCAUGACUAUACCAGCUACAAAAACAUAUGUCGUGAAAUGGAUUGGGUGCCGAAAUGCAACAAACAGCCGCUUAAAGGUUGUUUCGGAAAGGUUGUUGCAUUCCAUGCUCAUCUCUCUAAAAGUUUGCUGAAUGCACCAGUAAAUACGAUAAUAAAACUUACCAAUGUCCAAACAAACGAAGGAGGAGGAUACAAUCCAACAACAGGUAAAUUCACCGCUCCUACAGACGGCGUCUACUCGUUUUACUGGACCUACUGCACAAACAAAGGAUCCACCGUCUACGUUGGUGGAUAUGUGGAUGGUAAACUGACUACACGGGUUCUUACUCACGGUCAGGCAAAUGCAUGGCAGAACACAUCUGGACAAGUCGUUAUCAAACUAAACAAAGGGAGUCAAUUCUGGAUUCAAACUUUCUUUGGAACUGCUCAAUUUAUUCAUGAUAGUUACACUUUCCUUUCAGGCUACAAAUUGUCUGGUUGUUAAACUUCUCGAUAUUAAACCACACUGC